This is a messenger RNA of Linum trigynum, 1231 nucleotides long. The record is from the annotation of a GenBank genome assembly. NCBI's taxonomy places the organism in Eukaryota, Viridiplantae, Streptophyta, Magnoliopsida, Malpighiales, Linaceae.
ACUUCCUGUCCAUUUCUUUUUGUGACAUAAAGCGGAUCCAUAUAUAUAUAUAUAUAUAUAUAUAUAUAUAUAUAUAUAUAUAUAUAUACGUAUACUUAUCCGAUCGAUUGAUAAUCCGAUUUUCGACGAAAUACUAUCAAAAUGCUCGAUUUUAAAUCGCGAACUUUUCUAGCGAUCGAAAAAUGGGUUUUGCCGUAAUGGGAUGUUACAUUGGGUGCGAAUGCUUUAUGCUUUUUUAUCACUAAAUGCAUGUUGGUUGUCUUUCAGUUGGAUGGUGGUCUUGGGGCAGAUCCAGAUCUGUUGGUGCUCUCCUCUGCUGCCAACAAUCAGCAGUUUAUGACGGUUGGUCUAGGUGUGGAGCAGAGCAAUUCUGGUGGCCAAAACCAAAGGCACAGCGGACCUCAUGCUCGAGUGGAUGGCGAUGGUCAGCAACCUCGCCGCUACACAGCUGCUGAAAAAGGAAAGUCGAAAGUGGUAGAUGAUGGUAAGAAGAAUACAGGGGUUGCCCGUCCAAGAGCUAUGAAUUCUGGCAUUACUAUUCAGGAGCCGAUGUCACAGCCAACUCAACCUGCAAGGGCUGCCUCUGCUGUCCGGGACUCAGUUUCCUCGAAAGGGAGAGUAGGACGUGCUGGUCAGGCCCAUCCGUUGCGCCCUAAGCCUGGUUUCAAUAUGAGGAUUGGUGAGCUGGAAGAGAUGAUGUUUGAUAGGAAGAGUUCUAAACAGGAGAUGAUGACAGAGCCGGAAUCCCAAUCUCUGCCUCCUAAAAAACUCUGCUUUGAUGCUAAUGUGUUGCAGUAUGUGGGGCUGGAAAAUGAUGAUCUCCUAGGUGAGGAAGAGCAAGAAGCGGACCAGUGUGAACAAGAGCUAGAUGGAGAUGGAGAUGAAGAUGCGGUGGAGGAAGCCAUCUGGGAGUGGCCCCAAGAGGAUAAAUGAAGUUUAUGCUUUGGAAUUGUCGCGACAUUGGACCGGUCAUGACAAUUCGCCAGUUAGAGUCUUUGAAAUUUUGUUUUUUUCCAGAUGUUAUUUGUCUUUCGGAAACUAUGUCGAAUGCUGGUGUAGUUGCUCGCCAGAUGAGGCGUCUACGCUUUUCCAAUUCUCGUACGUAUUUUGGUGAUGCCAUCCAGACUGCCGGCGGCCUAGCUAUAGGUUGGUCCACUGAGGUUUCGGUCUCAGUUCUUUGUAGUCUGUCUUUCUUUGUCGCUUUUCAAUUCAAUAAAGAUAAUUUGGAUUA